This is a messenger RNA of Spodoptera frugiperda (fall armyworm), 1989 nucleotides long. Its product is annotated as protein stoned-A. Lineage: Eukaryota; Metazoa; Arthropoda; Insecta; Lepidoptera; Noctuidae. The record is from RefSeq and is a predicted model, not a curated record. The transcript is spliced from 2 exons. The coding region runs from base 1 to 1989 and encodes 662 amino acids.
AUGCUAAAGCUACCCAAAGGUCUUAAAAAGAAGAAAAAGGGAAAAAAGUCCAAACGUAAAGGUGAAGAAGAGCUUUUUACUGAAGAAGAAUUAGAAAAGUAUAGAAGAGAGCAUCAGCAGCAAUGUACUGACAGUGGUGAAGGUACUACCAAAGAAAAUGAAGAGUGGUCUAAAUUCAAAGAUUUGACUACGGGCAUAGAUACGGUACUAAAAAAAACACAAGGUGACCUAGACCGCAUCAAAUCCACUUCAUUUUUUCAACGCAUUCCUCCAAAGCAGGCCGAACCUGAAAAAAAACAGUCUCCACCUAGGCCAGUUGUUGAAGUUACCGAAGCAGACUUCCCACAGCUUAUUCAAGCUCAAACAGAAGCUGACGAAGAUCGGAGUGAGUACGGCGUGACCGACGACGAGUCCGAGGAAGAGGAGCAGGACGACAUCUUCGAUACCUCGUACGUAGAAGCUGUAGAACGCGGGGAAGUGAAACUCGGGUACGUGCCUGACUCGCCGGAGGAAUUCCAGGAUGACGACAUCUUCGAUACAUCGCACGUCGAUGCUUUAAUAAAGGGGCAAGAAGUCAAAACCUCCAAAGGAAAAAAGUCAUUAGACAUCGGAAUAGCUGUUGGUGUUCUUACUGGCAGAAUAGAUAAUGUAACGGUUACUACGAAACGAUCUAAGAGAGUAAUUCCUGGUGAUUUAUUAUUAGAUAAUGCUGACACAAAUGACGAGAGACCAACUGAAACGAUUACUGUAGACGAGCCCAUUGAGAAAAGUAUAUUGGACCUCGAUGCAGACAUCCCUAUAACGACACCUAUUGACUUAAGCGUAUCACUUCACACGUCUUUGAUUCAACAAACGAAAGGUGACACAGAAAAGGCGCCUGCGAAAGAUUUUUUUUCUGCAGAUCAACCACCGGCCGAUGAAGAAUUUGAUGAAUUUACAUUGCUUGCAGCAAAAUCGCUUGAAGUCAACUCAGAAGUAACAAAAUUAGGAGAAACCGAAAUAAAGGCGGAACCCGUUUUACAAGAGUCGUGGUCAGCUUUUGAAGCUGAUAAAAAUGAAUUUGUGUUUGCAGAGAGCAUCGUUGAAGAUCAGAUAGAUGUGCUUGAUCCAUACUUAGAUCAAGACGAUCCGUUUGAUACUAGUUUUGCGGACGCUGUAAUUCCUGUGAAUCAGUUUCAAGCGAAUAGAGAAGCAGUAAUUCUCGAAGACGACGACGACUUUGAUCCGCGUUCUGAAGAAGUUCGAGUAAAAUUAAACAACAGGCGUAAAUCUUCAGUACGUAUUCAUUUAACUGAUCCGUCAGGCGUCCGAGAAUCCAUAACGUCUGACGAUAUUAUUGACAAAGAAGAUAAUCAAUCAGUCCGGGAUUUGUUGGGAGGUAGUACCACAGACUUAACUCAGCUAGGAGACUCGCCACUGGAUCCAGUGGAUAUCAAUAACUGUGAGAUUGACCCAUUUGACACUACUAUUGUUGAUAGCAUUGUUGCUCCUGGCAAGGUAGAGUUAAAGCUUUUAGAACAAGAAUUAAUAAGUUCAAGUUCUUCUACAAUAUAUAGAGUGCCAAGUGAUCCUGAUUUUGAUCCUAGGGCGGACGAACCAAAACAAGCAGAGCGUCGAGCUUCUCGUCCUGAGAACUUAACAGUUAGUAAGAGUGUUGUGUUCAACGUUGACUCAGACGAAUCAUUAGGCGUCGACACAAAAGUAAAGUCGAAUAAACCGGUCACACCUUACUAUACUCGGGAACUUUCAAUCACUGAAGACGCCAGCGAAGAAGCGGAAGCAGCGGACAGUGUACCUGAUACGUUGACACGCACACGGUCUGACGAAGACUUGGCACCGAAAGUCAACUAUCAAAAUAAAAGAAGACAUUCAGAAUAUUCUCGGACAAGUGACAUAAAGGCUAGUGACCUGUUACAUAGUGCUCAAGUUGAAGUUAAAACUAAGAUACAAACUUCGACCCAUUUGACACAUCUUUUGCUGGUGACCUGA